Messenger RNA from Pisolithus orientalis, 795 nucleotides. RefSeq lists its product as uncharacterized. NCBI's taxonomy places the organism in Eukaryota, Fungi, Basidiomycota, Agaricomycetes, Boletales, Pisolithaceae. The coding region runs from base 1 to 795 and encodes 264 amino acids. The transcript is spliced from 5 exons. The record is from RefSeq and is a predicted model, not a curated record.
AUGGCAUCACCACAGUUCCAUAUUACCACCAUCCAGCUAAUCUGCCUGAAUCAAAUGUUUCCUGUCAGCAUGAUCCAAGAUUCCAGUGAAAUUCCACAUGCUGGUGGCAUGAGGCAAUGUCAGGGUACUAUUUACCUAGCUCUGAAUGACAUGUAUAUCUUCUGUAACAGUGAAUGGGUUCAAUGGGAACCCAAAACUGCUCUUCAUCUUAGUAUUGUGGGGGAUGAUUGCAUCAUUGCACCUUUCCUCAUCAAUGGGAUCUGGCUGCUGGUGAAGGAUACAUCCUAUAUCAACUACCUCAUAUCCAUGGCAGAGGAAUUUCACCAAAUCAGAUUCCAAGACCUACCAACAAAUGCUGACACCCUGCAGCUCAUGGGGAUGUAUGUUUUGGAGAAGCAGGGUGAUGGUGUCAUUGGCAGGGCCAAAAACCACCUGCAGAGGCUCCAGUCCCUGUGCAAGAAGCUGGUAGCUGAUUGCAGAAGAGAAAGGCAACAGAUGUGGGUGGGACUGGAUCAGGGAAAUGGGAUGAUGGGGCAGUCAAGGGUGCCCCCAUUGCAUCCACAUCCCAAAGCAGAAAGGGGAAGGGAAAGGCACUUUGAUUUCUUUGCUAUUCUUCAUGCUGAAGAUGUUGAACCCAUCACUGAGCAGGUUCCUUUCCUCAAUCAAAUCACUUGCCCAUCAGAUACAAAGGUGAUUGAUUGGGAAUCAUUAAAUAUCAGAACAUAUACUCCAUGGUUCAGCAAAGUGGAUUAUGAUGCAAUUGAGUACAUGUCCAAGGCCACAUGCAUGACAUGA